AUGGACUCGCUCAACAAUUAUAUCAGUGACUUUUUGAAACAGCAUUCUUCAUAUGAUGUAUUGCCAGUAAGCUACAGGGUAAUAGUGUUAGAUACUAGCUUACUUGUGAAGAAGGCUUUGGCUGCAUUAAUGCAGAAUGGAGUUGUAUCGGCACCACUUUGGGAUUCAAACAAUCAAAAAUUUGCCGGAAUGUUGACAGUAUCCGAUUUUAUUAACCUAAUACAUUAUUAUUAUAAGCAUUCAUCUUAUACCGUUGCGUUAGAAGAAAUUGAACAAUUUCAGAUUCAACAAUUGAGAGAAGCUCGUGUACAUCGAUUACCAUUGGUCGAUGUUGAUUCAGAGACUGGCCAAGAAAUGAUUGUAUCAGUAUUAACACAAUAUAGGAUACUUAAAUUUAUAGCAAUGAACUGCAAGGAAACGAAAGAUUUUCGAAAGCCACUUUCAGAAAUAAAGAUUGGAGUGUAUAAUGACAUUGCUACUGCAAAAAUGUCUACUCCUGUUAUUGAAGUUGUAAAUAUUUUUGCGGAGAGACGAAUCUCUUCAGUGCCCAUAAUCGAUGAUAAUGGUGUUGUGUUGAAUGUAUAUGAAACAGUUGACGUGAUGGCAUUGGUCCGUGCUGGUGCGUAUCAUGGAAUGGACCUUCCGAUUGGAGAAGCAAUACUAUGGAGAACAGAGGACUUUCCUGGAGUUCAUACUUGUACUCUUAACGAUUGUCUUCAUUCAAUAUUCGACUUAAUAAAGAAAGCUCCGAAUACGUUAAAAACAGCGCAAAAAGAAAAAGUCAGGCAAUUUAUGACCUUUACAAAUGCCAGAGAAUUCAACUGGAAUGUAGAAGUCGCAGUAGACGCUUUCUUUAACGAUCAACCUAGCUCCUGGAGAUCUUUUGGCAGCUCGCAAAAUGCUGGAAACCCAGACGUUUAUAAACUUAAUCAAAUAUUCUCAAAAUACAAAGACAAGGAGAUUAGACGUCCAUUAUUUCAUGAUACUUUUGUAAUCGGUCGAGAAAAUAAAGAGGAAGAUGCCAUUUUAGUAGAUGGAAUGUUUGAAUAUUGUAACGAUUUACACGUUGCACCUGAGGAUGUUGUUAUGCUGGUUAUUGCAUGGAAUCUUGAAGCUGAUAAAAUGUGUGAAUUUAAACGCCAAGGAUUUAUCAAUGGAUGGACAAAAUUAAGAUGCGAUUCAAUUGAGAAAAUGCGCGCUGCCAUACCUCGACUUCGCGCGUCGUUGAAUGAUGAAGCCACAUUUAAGGAGAUUUACCAAUUUACAUUUAAAUUCGGGUUAAGUGAAAACCAAAAAUCCUUGAGUCUUGACGUCGCGAUAGAAUUCUGGCGGAUGUUAUUGAAUGAACGUUGGCCACAUCUUGAAAUAUGGAUAGAGUUUGUCAAGGAGAAGCAUGGCAAAUCGAUUUCCAAGGACACAUGGAAUCUGCUGCUGGAUUUUAUCAAACAAAUCAAUGUCGAGCUUUCAAAUUACGAUGCCGAAGGCGCUUGGCCCGUCCUUAUUGAUGAGUUUGUGGAUUACUGCAGAGAAAAAUUGCAAUUGCCAGCACCGCCAGCACAACCAGCAUCUUAA
Messenger RNA from Cetraspora pellucida, 1572 nucleotides. NCBI's taxonomy places the organism in Eukaryota, Fungi, Glomeromycota, Glomeromycetes, Diversisporales, Gigasporaceae. The record is from the annotation of a GenBank genome assembly.